Messenger RNA from Topomyia yanbarensis, 1516 nucleotides. RefSeq lists its product as uncharacterized. The transcript is spliced from 3 exons. The record is from RefSeq and is a predicted model, not a curated record. The coding region runs from base 112 to 1431 and encodes 439 amino acids. Lineage: Eukaryota; Metazoa; Arthropoda; Insecta; Diptera; Culicidae.
CGGACUACCCUACGCCCAAAAAAUCUAUCAGCAAAGGCGAGAGAAAAAUCAGUCGUAACCCAGGAAACUAUUGUAAUAUCUCAGAGCAAACCACAGAAAAAUUCAAAAACCAUGGAGGUUGACACCGGCUACGAAACGAACGACACCUGCUUAACACUUGGCAGUGGCUUCACCAAAGCCUACUCGAACAAUUUGCCCAGCGUCAGCAGCGAAAUGCUGUGGAAUUACAUCGUCCAACUGAUGCGAACUGCCACGGAAAAUCCAGAUGCCGUAAAGAUUCUACAAUCGCUGGCAGCCAACAAGCCGGAAUUCUUGGAUGAUUCCAUUUGCUACGUUCAGUUAAAACGAGACGAUCGGCAGUGCACUGUAAAGGGUCAAAUCAUAACUGGCACAAGUGGAGAUGAAGGAAAAGCUUACCAGCUGACGGCUGUCAUCGAUGAACACGGGGAUCGGAUCGUUGCAAUCGAAUGUUCCGAAUGCGAUGAAACCAGCAAUUGUCGACACACUAUCAGCUUUAUCAGCUGGUUGCACCGCAAGGGCGAGGCGGACGACUGCAGCGAAGUCGUCUGCCAUUUUCGAGGACCACUCUCAGCAGAAUUGGAAAACAUUCCACCGAAGCCACCGUUGAACAAAACCAAGGCGAAGAAUUUUAUACGGGAAAUUGUUCGCAUUCUACAGACUGAAGACAUCGACUGUCCACUGCGGUGGAACUUCUCAUCUACAAACAAGAAAUUCGCGAAUCUAUCAAUUCACGAAAUGAUAAUGAUGGCAGUCAAAAACAAAUAUGAUACAGCCCAGUUCUUUGAGUAUGCCCACACUAUAAUAACCUCGUCAAAUGCAGUUCUGACGGACAAAACGAAGUUUACGCCAAAGUUCAACCCUUGGUACUUGGAACUGCGUUACGCGCGAAUCACCAGCGCCAAGGUGUCGGAUUGCAUUAAUCUAAACGUCACUCAGGCGGUGCUGUACGAAACCAUCCUCGGUUGCCAUAAGGAGAUCGAUCCGGUAACUCAACGUAAAAAGCUCGCAGUCCGACAGCGGCUUGAAAAGUACACCAAAACCAAGUACGAAAACUGCAAAAUCAUCCUUAAUCCCAACUACCCGAUUAUCUUCGAUGUUCCUGACGGAAUUUGUCAGUCGCACGUGAUCGAAAUCAAAUGUCCUAAAACGCCAGAUCACAUGCAAAAGUACGUUACGGAAAACGGAUCGAUCUGUGAGAAGUACUACAUGGAAAUGCAGAUCCACAUGUACAUGCACGGAAAGACGGCAGGUGUGGUUUGUGUGGCGGAUCCUAACUUCGAGACCAACAACGAAAUCUACAUGCAUUCGUUCAAUUUGAACCGGAACUUUGCCGUCAACAAGUUGAAUAAGGCGAUGGAUUACUGGAAGAACAUUGUGUAUCCGGAACUCUACAACAGUUGGUCGGAAUAAACAAUUUUUUUUGUUGUCUCUUUCCACCAACUGAAGGCUAGUUAGUAGUCAAGAAAAAGUUUUCGGAUUAUUUCUUCAUCUGAAC